UUGUUAACCGCGUUAAAAUAAACUUAAUAAUUAACACCUAAACAGUAAUAGUUUAUUCAUAAAUAUUGUAUUAUAAUCAACAAAGAACUUAAAAAUAGAAUCUUGGCCUUUAGAGCUGAAAAUAAGCUUGGAAUGUUUAAGAGAAGUGUUAGUCCAAAUUAAAAAGUUAAGUAGCGCAAGCACUAUAGAUGCGAAUUGAAUAAUGGUGUUUACGAAGGAGAUAUUUUAUAAUACCGUAAAGAUGGUAUAGGCAUGUUUAUUCAUGAUGAAGGUAGUGUCUACUUUGGAGGAUUCUAUUAAGAUAAUUUCCAUGGAGAAGGUGUAAUCCUCUUUAAAUAAGGAGGCAUAUUUUAUGGAUAAUUUUAAAGAGGAAAAGUAAAUGGAAUUGGUUGCUUAUAACUAAAGGAGAGUUUUGUUGUUGGGUAUUUUUCGUAAAGCAUAAUGAAUGGGCGAGUCUAUCUUUUUAAUUCAUCAAGUAGAGUCUGGAAAUUCUGUGAAUAUUAGUAAGGGAAAAAAAUAAGAGAAAUAUAAGAAGAAACCGUAGAAGACAUAAGGCAACUCCCUUCUUUUUUGAUAAAAGAUUAAUAAGCAUCUGCCAAAUUUAUAAAUUUUUUAGACUUGUAAAUAGAAUAAAUAUUUAAAAAAGAUGUCAAUAACUCUCUCUCGCUUUUAGAGUGUGAAUAGAAUCCGAGGUAAAAAUAUGUAGGAUAUAUAGACAAAUAAGGUAAUUUAAAUGGCCUAGGAUGCAUCUUUACGAACGAUUUAUUGCAGAUGUGUGGCUCUUAUGAAGAAGGAAAAAUAUAAGGGUUAGGUAGAACUUUACAUGAUAAUGGUGAUAUUUACGAUGGAUACUUUAGAAGAGAUUAAAUGGAAGGAUAGGGAAUAUAUUAUACUUAUCAAACAAAUACUUAUAUUUAUGCUUAUUUUAAAAGAAAUGAGUGUAUUAAAGUAAUAAAAGGAGACUAGGACUAUCCAACUUAGUUAAUAAGAAAAAUGAAGUAAAAGAUUCAUGAAAAAAGUGCAGAAUAUUUGGAUGGAAGCAUAAAUUUUAAAGGAAUAAACAUAAAUUUGGAGUACAUAGUCAAAUCUAUAAAAGAAGAUAUGAUAAUGAAUGCAAAAAGAUAAAGGAAUCAGUUCUUUGAUAUUUCCAGAUGCGAUGCCAUAGAAGAUGAAGAUUAAAUUUUAAAAAAGGCUGAUUUUAUUUAAUAGGAGUAAAGCAGCAUAGCAAGUUAUAGAAAGAGUUCUAACGGAUCAAAUAAUACUGCAGGUGCCAAAUUUUAAAUAUAUAAUUAAAACACAAAUAAGAUGAUUAAAGUUUAACCAUUUACUAAUAUGGUUUAAAGUUAAAUUCAAGAUGAUUCUAACUUAAUUUAAAAUACUAUAAAUGAACCUUAAGAUUCGCCCAUAAGACCAUCAACAUCUUAAUCUAAAAGUAAUUAGAAAAAUUCAAAAAUAUUUACCCAAAGUAGAUAGUCUAGAUCACCUGUCUAUGAUAGAUUACUAAGUAGUAGUUAUUAAAAAGAAGUAUUGUCAUAGUCUUAAAGGCUAAUUAAAAGCAUAGAAAAUAGUAAUAGUUUACAAAAUCUUACAGAUCGAACUUCUGCAAAUCCAAGGACAAGUUUUAAUGAAAAUCUAUACAAUUAAAAUACUUCAACAUAUUUCAAUUAAUCCCAAAACUCUAGUAACAAUCAGAAUAUUUCCAUAAAAAAGUUAAUAAAUAGUUAGUUGAUUGAGAAUAAAAGUAUGACUGAUAAUUAAAUAAAAAUGCAAUUGUUAUAUGAUAACCCAGAAAAUAAUAAUUCAACAUUUAUCUAGAGUUAAUCCAAUUUAUAAUCACCUUUAAAAAGUUAAGUUAUUAAAAGCAAAAUUUUUGGCCAAAGCCCUUUAAAAAAUAGCUAAUAAAUAAAUCAAUCAACAAACUCUCUUUAUCAGAGAAAUUUAAUUUUCUCUCCUUAAAAAUCUUUAGAUAAAAGCAUGAGUAAUCAUAAAAUUAGCUAAUAAAUUAAUGGAAAUCAAAGUGUUUAAUAGAAUCAAUCUCCUUAAAAUAUUUAAAAAUCUAUUAUGAUGAGUCCCUCUCGUUAAACCAUGCAAAAUAGCAAGAUGACAAGAAAGUAUUCUCCCAUAUUUCAAGAUUGUUCCUAAUCUAGCUUUAGAUUAUCGACUAUAAGGGAAAUGUAAAAUAGUAGUACGAUCUUAGAUAGCUAAUAAUAAUAAUAAAACAUAAAUUCUUAAUAACAAUUGAAUUAAUCUAAAUUUUAACAAAAAAAGAGAGAUAUAUUUACUUCAAACAGAGAUCUCUCAGCUCCUAUUCUAAAUAGUAGGAUUGAAACUCCUAAAUUAAAUAGUUCAAUAUUUAUAGAAAGAAAGGAAUCUCCUUCUAGACUUUACUAAUAAAUUGAUAACGAAGCAAAUUUAAAAUAAUAAUAACAUAGUGAAAAGCUUAAAAUGUAAAUAGGAUAACAAAAAUAUUACUCUCCGUCAUUUAACCCUUAGUCUCUAACUUUAGGAGAAUUGAUUAAAAAAUAAUAAAAUUCUGUUAUUAGAUAUUCACCUAAUAGAAACUCUUAAAAUAACUCUCUCAACAACUCUUAUAUUAAUUCUUAAAGAUAAAGUAGCAUUUUUAAUUAAGAAAAUAGACCAAAUUAUUCUGAAUAUGGUUUAUCAUCUUAAAGAUUUUAACCUAAUCCUUUUGUUCAAAGUCAAUAUGAAUAAAUUUCAAGAGAUUAAUCGCCUCCUAGCCCUUUAAAAUUUUAGAAAACUAGAAUAUUCUAGGAAAUUUCUUAGCCAAUUAAAAGAUCAUAAAAUUUUAAUUUAAAUAUUUCAUUUUAAGACUAAAAUUAAGAUCAAUAAUUUGUAAAUUAAACUUCAAAAUCUCCUAGCUAAGCACCACUUGCUUUUAAGACUUCUAAAUUUGUGGCUAACUAACUUAACUUAUGA
This is a messenger RNA of Tetrahymena thermophila SB210, 2937 nucleotides long. RefSeq lists its product as hypothetical. The transcript is spliced from 2 exons. The record is from RefSeq and is a predicted model, not a curated record. Lineage: Eukaryota; Ciliophora; Oligohymenophorea; Hymenostomatida; Tetrahymenidae.